This is a messenger RNA of Microthlaspi erraticum, 1479 nucleotides long. NCBI's taxonomy places the organism in Eukaryota, Viridiplantae, Streptophyta, Magnoliopsida, Brassicales, Brassicaceae. The record is from the annotation of a GenBank genome assembly.
AUGUUGGCACGACUUUUGGUAAUUGCCAGCACAGUUCAUGUUGCGUCCGUGAUAUUGAAACGACUGUUGAAACAAAGAGCAUCCCGACGAUUUGUGAAGAAAAGAUCAGUCAAAAGUUAUUGGACAACGGGAGGUGAAGAUAGGAUCAGUAUGUUGCCGGACGAUUUGCUCGUGCGGAUAUUGACGUUUGUCCCACUAAAACGUGCUGUGACUACCAUGGUUUUGUCCCAACGGUGGCGGUUUAUAUGGACGUUGCUGCCGCAACUCAGCUACAAAGAUAUCAAAGAUGUUCCUCUUCCUCAUAGAAGUUUCCUCCGCGGUUUACUUGAUCGUUUAUUUGGCAAAAGUGUUCAGCAACGUCGACGGUCUAUUUGGCGGUUUCUUGACGAAUCCUUACAAGUCCACAAGGCACAUGUAUUAGAAAAAUUAUUUAUAGAACUUGGUCCACGAUGUCCAAUAGAUGCUGACGUGGGAAAGUGGAUUGAGAAUGCGGUUGAGCGUAAGGUGCGCGUGCUAGUGUUCAUGCUCACGUGGUCCGGAGAUCCUACCAGCUUGCCCAAGAGCCUAUACACAUGUGAUACGCUUUACUACCUAACUCUUUCCGACAAGAUUCUAGUUGAUGUUCCUUCUCCGGUGUGCCUCCCAUCCCUUCAAAAUCUUAGACUUUACUCUGUGGUGUAUAAAGAUGAAGAUUCUCAUGUUAGGUUUUUAUCGAGUUGUCCUGUUCUAAGAAUUUUGGUCGUGGAACGACAUCACCAAGACAAUGUGACACAUUUUAGGAUAAAAGUGCCAUCAUUGGAAUGCUUAUAUUAUGAUUACUCCGAAAUAGAAGUAAGCAAUGGCUCUUUGGUUAUAGAUUCCCCAACAUUAAAGAGAGUCUUAAUCAGAGUCUAUUCAGGAGACUCUUGCUUGAUUGAAAACAAGCAUUGCUUUGAUAAAGCGAUAAUCCAUGUUUUAUGUUACCCAGAUGUCAAGUUUAUCAAAUCUCUUUCCUCGGUCAUGUCUCUCGAAUUGAUUUUGGGCGUUCCAACGGCUGCAUUUUGUAACGCCGCGAACUUCUCUCGACUUAUAGAUUGUAGGAUAAUUAUUCUAUAUGAGUUAGACUGGUUGGAACCACUAGUGCUGUUGCUUCAAAAUUCUCCUAAUCUCAAAGUUCUCUUCAUUCACCAGUUAAUGUAUGAUUAUUUGGAGGAUUUGCCGCUUUCAUGGAACCAACCGAGUUCUGUUCCCGGAUGUUUGUCAACACAUCUGGAGAUAUUUGAGUGGAAAGAUUAUGGAGGAAGAAGCGAAGAGCAACAAGUCGCAAGAUACAUCUUUGCCAACUCAAAGUGUUUAAAGAGAGCUGGAAUCACCAUGAAAUCAACCUGCAAUAUGAAAGAUAAAAAGAAGAUGAUGAAAGAGAUAGAAUCUAUGUCUAGGGUUUCGACAUCAUCCCAACUACUCUUCUCUACUCAAUUGAAAUCUCUAAACUUGAAAUAA